AUGUCUGACGCCGCCGACCAGCAGGCCCGCGAGGCCGCCGAGAAGACGCUCUUCGACCUCGGCAUGAAGCAGCGCCGCACCGUCCUCGGCGACAAGUACGUCGACAACCAGCUGGCCACGCGCAAGUCCGAGUUCUCGCGCCCCGCACAGGAGUACAUCACCCGCUCGGCAUGGGAGGGUCUCUGGUCCCGUCCGGGCCUUGAGCUCAAGUACCGCUCGCUCGUCGUCAUCACCAUCCUCGCAAUUGGCGGACACAAGGCCGAGCUGGCGGCGCACACGCGCGGCGCGCUGCGUAACGGCCUGACGGAGGACAACAUCCGCGAGGCGAUGCUGCAUGUCACGGGUUACGGCGGGUUCCCGAAGGGUCUUGAGGCUUUCCGCGUGUGCGAGGAGGCGAUCGAGGCGUACCGCGCCGAGGUGGCCGCGGAGAAGGGCGAGGGCUCGUCGACUGCGUAA
Cutaneotrichosporon cavernicola is the source of this 456-nucleotide messenger RNA. RefSeq lists its product as uncharacterized. The transcript has 4 exons. NCBI's taxonomy places the organism in Eukaryota, Fungi, Basidiomycota, Tremellomycetes, Trichosporonales, Trichosporonaceae. Gene Ontology annotation, molecular function: peroxiredoxin activity. The coding region runs from base 1 to 456 and encodes 151 amino acids. The record is from RefSeq and is a predicted model, not a curated record.